This is a messenger RNA of Stegostoma tigrinum, 7508 nucleotides long. It is a transcript of the gene malt1, whose product is annotated as MALT paracaspase 1. The transcript has 16 exons. The coding region runs from base 429 to 2900 and encodes 823 amino acids. The record is from RefSeq and is a predicted model, not a curated record. Gene Ontology annotation, biological process: proteolysis. Lineage: Eukaryota; Metazoa; Chordata; Chondrichthyes; Orectolobiformes; Stegostomatidae. Gene Ontology annotation, molecular function: cysteine-type endopeptidase activity.
UAGCAGGAAGUGUUGUAGACGAUUGGAAUAAAGUGCAUUCACUGGAGGGUUUCACUGUGUUUCUUUCUGUGUGUACCGCCACGUUAUCCCAGACAGAACGGGGACAAUUUUUAGAGAUGGGGGCACUCCUGCUUUAUAACGGAGAGUCUGACUUUUGACGUGCAACAGUGUGACCACAAUCCCUUCAAAUUUCUUUUGAAACCAGAAGUUUGAAAUCUCAACGUUUCACUUUUAAAGGAAAAAAAAAUGUCUGUUUAGAAAGGCGUUGGAUUGAGGUCAUCUUUAGACGGUUGAGCGGGGUCGUGUUUUUGUUGGCUGGAUUCUGCCCGGGGAGUGGGUGAACGGAGAGAGGAGCAGACGGCUGUCACCCAGGCUCUGGUAUUGUUCAAUGACAGCAGUAGCACCACUGGGAAACAGGACUCGCUGCAAUGGCAGAGUCCACGCAGGUCACGCCGAUAAACAUCAACAGCCUGAAGGAACACACGCUGAAGAAAAUAAGCGAUCUGCUGGACAAGACCAACAACCGGGGAUGGAGGAAACUGGCGGAGAUUGUGGGAGCUGACAAGCGUUUCAGACUCACCUCGGAGGACCUAGAUAAAUGCUCAUUGAAGGUACUGGACCCAGAAGGAAGCCCCACCCGGAGUUUGCUCCAUGUGAUGGGCAACCGGGGUGUGACUGUGAAAGACCUGUUGGAAUUUCUUCAAGCUUUGGGACAGACUGAAGCCUUUCAGCUGCUGAGGUCCUCAGCUUCAUUGAAGAUACUCAUCCAGCCAGUUUCCCAGGCUGUACUGGCUGGUCAGGCAGUGAGACUCUUUUGCCAAGCUGCAGGGCAUCCGAAUGUUGAAUAUCAGUGGUUUCGAAAGGAUAUAGAGGUUCCAAAUGGCAAUACCCCAGAGCUUGUGAUUAAUCCAGUCUCUGUGAAUGAUACCGGGUGGUACAUCUGCAGAGUGAACAGUGGCUGCUUUUUUGAAUUUAGCCACUGGAUGCAACUUGAAGUUUAUAAUUUCAGUACUGUCUAUGGAAGAAGAUUCUAUACCUCUGAGACCAGUCUUCAGAUUAUAAAUCAGCCAAAAACCCAGAAACUGAAUAUAGGAGAUACACUCACGUUGGAAUGUACUGCGAUUGGAAUACCGAUGCCACGUUAUCAAUGGAUGAGAAAUGGACUACCAGUCAGCAAUGGUUGUGAAAGACACUACAAAAUAAGUAACAUAAACCGGGACAACCAGGGGCGGUAUUGUUGCCGUGUGUUCAACGACAAGGCGGAACAAUGGAGUAUGGAAGCAAACGUAUUUGUGGAUGAAUGCAAAUAUCCUCGAGAAACAGGUGAACCCGUUGAAGUUGGACCACUAGAUUUAGGAUUUAACCAAAGACAUUAUGCAACAGACAAGGUGGCUCUUCUGAUAGGCAACAUGUCGUAUCUCAACCACCCCAAGUUAAAGGCACCAAUGAUGGAUGUAUAUGAACUGACCAAUUUGUUGAGACAGCUGGAUUUUAAAGUGGUAUCUCUGUUGGACCUCACCGAAUCAGAGAUGCGUAAUGCAGUGUAUGAAUUCUUACUCUUGCUGGACAAGGGUGUAUAUGGUUUAUUGUAUUACGCUGGACAUGGGUACGAAAACUACGGCAACAGUUUUAUGGUGCCAAUUAAUGCCCCAAAUCCAUAUAGAUCAGCAAACUGCUUGUGUGUGCAGAGCAUCCUAAAACUAAUGCAAGAGAAGGAGACUGGACUGAAUGUCUUCCUGCUGGACAUGUGCAGGAAAAGGAACAUGCAUGAUGACACCAUUCCAAAUAUGGAGGCCUUAAAAGUUACAGCCAAUAUUGUUUUUGGAUACGCAACAUGUCAAGGUGCAGAAGCAUUUGAAAUUCAGCAUUUCGGAUUAGCAAAUGGCAUAUUUAUGAAAUUUCUAAAGGAACGCCUGUUAGAGGAUGAAAAAAUCACGGUGUUGCUUGACAGAGUUGCAGAAGACAUGGGAAAAUGUGACCUCACGAAAGGAAAACAAGCUCUGGAAAUUCGCAGCAGCCUCUGUGAGAAGAGAGCCUUGACUGACCCAAUCCAUUCAUCAGGCUGCUCUGCUGAGUCGCUGGCACGUAAUCUGCAGUGGGCAAAGGCCCAUGAGCUACCUGAAAGUAUGUGGCUUGAGUUUGACUGCGGUGUCCAAAUUCAACUAGGUUUUGCUGCCGAAUUUUCAAAUGUCAUGAUAAUUUACACACGUAUUGUGAAGAAACCAAAAGGAAUUAUGAUGUGCGAGGCAUAUGUCACAGAUUUUCCACCGGACCUAGACAUUGAUCCUAAAAAGACAAACAAAGGAACACCAGAAGAAACAGGAAGCUACUUACUCUCUAAGGAUUUACCAGAGCAAUGCCUUUACACCAGACUAAGUUCUUUACAGAAACUGAAGGAACGACUGGUCUUCACAGCCUGCCUGCGUUAUCAAUAUCAAGGACUUGAUGAAUUUGUAGAAGAAGCCAAGGAGGUAGACGUGGGAAAGCCACUCAUCGCAAAGCUGGACAUCCAUCGCACCAUUAGGAGAAAUAGCUGCCUAGUGACCUGUCCUAUGCCUCAUAGCCCAUUGCACAGCCCAGUGCAUAGCCCAUCCCACAGUCCAGUGCGAAGCAUGGCUUACAGUCCUGAAUUUGAGCAUUACCACCACCACCACAACCAACAUUAUCAAGCUAACUCUCACCUUGGAGUCUACAACCCAAAUUCAUCUAUGAUGGGUGCAGUGGGCUGUACAAUUCCUGCUGACAACUGUAAAUACAACACCUAUACACAUAUGUCAGAAUGGGGUCAAAGACCUCACUUCUGUAGCAGUAACAUAAGGGAAAUCAAUAUUCCAGUUGAGAAUGAUAUCAAUGAUCUGCAGUCUGAUUUCAAUACCUGUCUGCAAUUCACUGAGCAUUAAUUUACAAACAAUCGUUCAGAAUGUACUGAGGAGGAUUUUCCACUGGAACAGUGCUAGCACCCACUGGAAGUAACAAAAUGUAGACAAUCUCCAUCCCAGCAAUGCACCAAUAAUGAGACUGUCCAAUGUAUUCUUCAUUUUUUGCACAACUGAAAUGCUGGACACAAAGAAUGGCAAGCAUAGUCUGGGCAGUUGUGAACAAUCGCAUAGAAUUGGGCCACCUCAAAGGUCAUCAACUGUUUCCCAUUCCUUCCCAGGCUGUCUUCUGUGAAUCUGGACAUGGAGGCAAGACACUUAAACUUAUAACAUCAUGGUGGAAAUUAACCAUUAUGUUGUCAAUGAGAGUAUAGCCCUUUAAUUGUUUUCUGUGCUGCAUCAAACAUUUAAUAUUAUCUGCAUGCAAUCAUUUUUGUGUGAUAAUUUAUUAGCAGUUUUAUGAUACAGAAGCCACGAACCUUAAUGUAUUCAUAGUAGGAAAUGAAGUCAGUUUGGAAGUGGUGAGAAGGAGAUUCGAAAAUUGGAUUUAAACAUUUAUAGAGUGUAGAAGGAAAUAAUUUAGCUGGGUAACAGGUUGCAUUGUUUUGAAAUCCAUGGAGGGAAGGUUAGAGCAGAGGAUGCCAUGGUUAGUUUUGAUUUCAUUACAAUGAGGGCAUGAUAGAUUUAUUCAUAAGGUAUUCACAUUAUAAUUAUAGAAUCAUACAGUAAAGAGGAGGCCCUUCGGCCUAUCAAGCCUCAACUGCCAAAACGACUCCCAAUUUAUACUAGUCCCACUUUCUAGCAUUUGGCCCAUAGUCUUGAACACUAAAAUCUUUCAACUGUUUGUCCAAGUAAGUUUAAAGAUUGUGAAAUUUCCUGUGUCGGCUACCUUCUCUGGCAGUCCAUUUCCAAAUUCGCACCAACCUCUGGAUGAAACGUUCCCUCAAAUCUUGUCUAAACCUCCUUUCACCUUAAUCUGUUGCCUCUUGCUGACCCUUCAACUAACAGGAAGGGUCUAUCCACAUUUAUAUCCACUCUGCCCAUGCCUCUCAUCAUUUUAUAUGCUUCAAUCCCAUUUUAUCCAUCUCUGUUUUUAAAGAAAACAACAGAAGCUAAUCCACACUCUCUACAGACCUAAACUGCCCUAUCUCAGGCAACAACCUUUGCAUCCCGACCAGUACAAUGACAUUUUCCCUAUCGUGCUGUUACCAGAACUGCACACAUUACUCCAGCUGUGGCCUGAUCAAAGCUUUGUACAGUUCCAACAUAACAUGCCUGCUCUUAUAAUCUGUGCCACGACUGAUAAAGGUAACAUUCCCAUUUGCCUUGGUAGCUACCCUAUUAACCUGGUCUGCCACUUUCAGGCAUCUGUUGACAGAUAAUUAAUAUCUUUUCAGCAUCCCUAUGCAUCAAAUUUAUUCCAAUAUUUAUGUUAGAAUGAAAAUGGAAAUCAUUGCAUAGACAUUCCAGAAGUAGCACAAGUAGUAGUGUCUUAGAGGAAGUGAGAUUUUAGUAUCAAAUACGAUAAUAUCACAAGGAUACAUUGUAAGGAAGAUUUUCUUUGUGCGCUGUGAAGUGAAACACUAAGUUUGUUCUCUUUGAACCAUUUAUGAUCUUACUUAUAUAUACACCGUACAUGCAAGGAGAGUCACCAACCUGAAACUUUGGGUAAAACCACCAAUUAAGCUCAUUUGCCAGUUCACUUUUCCUUGCUUUUCUUUCUAUGCCUCAUUAUUGUCCUUGUUUAAGUAAUAAAAAAAGUCUCAAACCAACUCCUCUCUCCCUCAAACUGAAUGUAGAAUUAAAUCAUAUUAUCAUUUCUGAUAAAUAGGGUUUAUAAUCUUAUAGCAAAAGCAUUGCUACAUGUGAGGUCUAGUAUAGUCUGCUCUAGAAGGUGCUGUUCUCAGAAACAAUCACAAAAGUACUUCAUAAACUUGGCAUCCAUACUGCUUUGCUCACCUGACUUUUCCAGCAUACAUGUAGAUUUAAACCUACCAUGAUUCACAUUGUACCUUUCUAACAGGCUCCCAUCAUUUUUCCUAUAUGGUCCACUUUCUAUUAUUAUUAUUAUUAUUAUUAUUAUUAUUAUUAUUAUUACUACUAAUACUAGGGGGAAACAGUAACUAGGGAGAGAAUAGGGCGCCUUAAAGAUCUCUGAGGUCAUCUGUAUAUGGAACUACAGGAAAUGAGUGAGAUCCUAAAAACAAAUUUCGCAUCAUCAGUAUUUACUGUGGAGGAAGGUAGGGAAGCAAGGGAACUUAGGAAAUAAAUAGUGAUAUCUGGAAAUGAGUGCAGACUACAGAAGAGGAGAUACUGGAGGUGUUAAAACACAUGAAGAUAGCUAAGUCUCAGGACAAUGUGGGAAGCUAGGGAAGAAUGUGCAAGACCCCUACUGGUGAAAGUUGUAUCAUUGACAGCCAAGAGUGAGAUGUUGGAAAACUGGAGAGUGGCUAGUUUUGUAACUAGCCAGGAAGUUACAAGGAAAAUCCCAGGAACUACAGAUCGGUGAGCUUGACAACAUUGGUGGGUAAGUGGUUGGAAGGCAUUCUGAGAGAUGGGAUCUACACGCAUGUGGAAAGGCAAGGACUGAUUAGGGAUAGUCAUCAGGGCUUUGUGCAUGGGAAAUUGUGUCUCUUAAACUUGAUUGAGGUUUUGAAGAGGUGACCAAGAGGAAGGCAGAGUGGUAGAUGUUGUCUACUUGGGCUUUAGCAAAGCCUUUGACAAGGUUCGUUAUGGUAGACUGGUUAAUAAGGUUAGAUGAGAUGGGACCCAGGGAGAGCUAGCCAAUUGGAUAUAAAAUUGGCUUGACGUUAAGAGACAGAGGGUGGUCAUAGAGGGUUAUUGUUCAAACUGGAAGCCUUUGACCAGUGGUGUGCCAGCAGGAUAGAUGCUGGGCCUACUGUUGUUCAUCUUUUAUAUAAAAUGAUUCGGAUGAGAAUUUCAGAGUCAUGGUUAGUAAGUUUGGGGUUGACAUCAAAAUGGUGGAAUAGUGGACAAAGAAGAAAGUGUUCAAAGAGUACAAUGGGAUCUUGAUCAACUGGACCAGUGGAUCUAGGAAUGGUAGAUGGAGUUUAAUUUAGAUAAAUGAAAAGUGUUUUAUUUUGGUAAAACAAAUCAGGAUUUGUGUAGUUAAUGAUAGGGCCCUGAUUUGUGUUGUCCAUCAGAGAUCAGGGAGUGCAAGCGCAUAGUUCCUUGGAAGUGGCACCACAGGAAGACAGGACGGUGAAGAAGGUGUUUGGCAUGCUUGCCUUCAUUCCUCCGAGCAUGAAGUACAGGAGUUGGGACAUCAUGUUACAGCUACACAAGACAUUGGUAAGGCCACACUUGGAGUACUGCAUAUAAUUCUGGUCACCCUACUUUUGGAAGGAUGUUAUUAAACUGUAAAGGGUGCAAAAAAGGAUCUACAAGGAUGCUUCUGAUCCUGGAGCAUUUGAAUUAUAAGGAGAGGUUGGAUAGGGUGGGACUUUUAUCCCUAGGAGGCUGGGGUGUACUAAACAAACCUAAGAUGCUGUUAAAUCUUUAAUCAGUUAUAAGGUUUUAAUUGAUUAAUAGGUAUGUGUAAAUCCUCAAACUCCUUUCAAGUCAUGGUCCUGAGAGAGCUAAAGGUUUUAUCAGUGUAAAGAAGAGGUGGCAUCUUAGGUCAGACGAUGCAUAUUAGUGUGUGAGACCUUGUUUAGAAUCUGUUUGUGUUUUAGUUUGGAGUUAGACUGGUUUUAUUUCUUAAGUAGGAAUUUAUAAAACACCAUAUUGACGGGCCAACUAUAAAUUGUGCACAAUACUGGCACCUCCACAGCAGGUGGAAAGAUAGUGAGAGUUUUUGAUAAAUACUUUUGGUUUUCAUAUCACUCUACUGUACCCCUGAACCACCUCCUCUAACCUUUCCCUCCCAAGGGAGCAGAUAUGAACUCAUGCUAAUACAAUACAGUUUCAUGCACCCUUUGUCCUAAAAGCUGACCAUUGCAAACUCCUUGGGAGGUCAAAAGGAACAAAGGCCUGGAGAAAAUUAGAGGGAAUACUCUUCAAAUAAUUAGGAGGAAAUAGUCCAGAGAAAGAAAAUGCUGGCUAUUUUGUUGUUUCUGUUCCUCAAUGGCCCAUGCAAAGUUCUCAAAAAUUGAUCCAGCUGCAGAUAUCAAAUAAUUUUAUUACACAUUGUGUUGUCUUAUGUAAAAGUGCUCAAACAGCAUUAUUGUCACAUACCAAUAGCAAACAAAGGUCUUGCAGUACUGGAAGUAAUACAGCUAUAAUGUUAGCUCUUUUAAAAUAUUGAUAAUAUUGAAAUUUAUGUUUUUAUUAUGGAAUCUGUUCUAUAUAGGUGUGAUUUUAGUAUUUCUUAAUGUUAUGAUUCUGUAACAAUGGGUCAGAAAGACCUAUUGGAGAGUAAGUGACGCUAAUUGACUUGUUGCCUAAAUUGCUAAAUUGCUGCAAAUUGCUGAAAUUGAGAAGCAAUGUCAAUGUUGUGAUUUGGGACCACAUGAACCCCUCGCCUUUCAGCAACUUGAGGAAAGGAUGGAGAAAUGAUGAUACAAGAAACAGCAUAUUGGAGUUAAAUUGGCUACAAAAAUAAUGUUUUGAGAGAAAUUUAAGAAAUGACUAAAAAUAAAAGUAAUAAAGAACAAAUACGAGAGAUUAUAA